This is a messenger RNA of Actinia tenebrosa (Australian red waratah sea anemone), 1454 nucleotides long. RefSeq lists its product as uncharacterized. NCBI's taxonomy places the organism in Eukaryota, Metazoa, Cnidaria, Anthozoa, Actiniaria, Actiniidae. Gene Ontology annotation, molecular function: oxidoreductase activity. Gene Ontology annotation, biological process: polyamine catabolic process. The record is from RefSeq and is a predicted model, not a curated record.
UCGGAGUUCAUUCGAAUGACGCUUCACUGAGGAAUGAAAUUAGGUCAUUUUGUCGAAAUUAUUACUUACUACCUUAUUACUAGUUUGUCAUAUAUAAGGACUAAUUGCAUAGAUAAGGCAGUUAAAAUAUUUAAGGAACAUUUUAAAACAUCAACGCUUUUUUUGACAGUUAAAAAUUACCUAGUCAUAACAUGGCUCCAUGUGUUUACAAAAGACAACAACACAAGAAAGUCCUUAUUCUUGGUGCUGGUCUCUCUGGGAUAGUUGCUGGAAAAACUUUGAUGGACAAUGGAGUCGAUGACUUUCUGAUCCUUGAAGGACAGGACUAUAUUGGAGGCAGAAUAAAACAGCAUAAUUUUUCUGGAUUCAACGUCGAGCUUGGAGCGAACUGGAUUCAUUUAGCCAAACAGGAAGAUUCUGCACCAAUGUGGUCCCUCAAACAACAAAAAAAUAUCUUAGGAUGCUGGAAUCAAUCUUCGAAUUUCAUCAUCAGGAAUGCGAAGGGAGCCGACAUCACAGAUAUGGAGAGCUAUCGACACUGGAAACAAAUUGAAACUGAAUUCGAAGCGAAACAGGAGGAACGGGAAAACGACAAGAAGCCCGAAAUCCCUACAUUCAGUACAGGAGUUCUCGCCAGUGACAUGGUCACAUUCAAUCCUCCAUUACCAGAAUGGAAACGAGAAGCCAUCUUGAAAAUGCCCUUGUCUGUCUACACCAAGAUUUUCAUCAAGUUUCCUUAUAAAUUUUGGGAUGAAAAGGAUUAUAUCUUGUUCGCUGGUGAUAAGCGAGGACAUUAUCCUGUGUUUAAGAAUCUGGAAAGUCAUGGAAUGUUUCCUGAAGGAAGCGCAAUGCUGUUGAUUUCGGUAACAGAAGAUACCAAUCCCUUUACACUUGGCUCAUUCUCUGAACCAGUCGUUGGAAUAACUCCACAAGAUUUCAAGGAUCUUGCAAUGAAUCUAGAAAAUCUUCACUUUGCGGGUGAGGCUUUAGACUACGAGUGGUUUGGGUACAUGCAAGGAGCCUAUAUUACCGGCCAACGACAGGGAAAGAUGCUAUCGAAGCUAGUUAAGACAAAAGAAGGACGCGAGACGAUAGAGUAGUCUACACUUUAUUGUCCGUUCAUUAUUUAUCGGAGUUUCCGGUGGGGAUGGAAAACCGUUGGGUGGUGCGAGAAAACUUCAUGCUUACCAAUCCCUUCUUCUUCCUCCCUCCCUCCCCCCGUCCUUCCUCCUCCGAUCCUUCGAUAAAUAUUGAACGGCACCUUAUGGGAGUCAUAUAUAAUUUAUACGGCCAAGGUCGCUAACGGUCGCAAAUGGCAAUAUUCAUCUUUUUUUUCGAGACAGGAAAAUGAGAGAAGAAAACAGGAUGAGAAAAUUAAAGAGAAAAGGAAUAAAUAUUUAAUAUACUAUAUUAUUAUUACAUUAAUAAAAAGGUCGCUAACGGUACGCUCAUUU